This is a messenger RNA of Pleuronectes platessa (European plaice), 5584 nucleotides long. RefSeq names its product clathrin, heavy chain-like 1 (gene cltcl1). Gene Ontology annotation, biological process: intracellular protein transport; receptor-mediated endocytosis. Lineage: Eukaryota; Metazoa; Chordata; Actinopteri; Pleuronectiformes; Pleuronectidae. Gene Ontology annotation, cellular component: clathrin-coated endocytic vesicle; clathrin complex; clathrin coat of coated pit. The transcript has 30 exons. Gene Ontology annotation, molecular function: structural molecule activity; clathrin light chain binding. The coding region runs from base 490 to 5448 and encodes 1652 amino acids. The record is from RefSeq and is a predicted model, not a curated record.
GAAGGGGGGGAGGGGGCUUCUGCGGCGGAGGGGUACAAGCUGCACACCCGACCUUUCUGACAGGUCUCAAGCGGGGAAUCAAACCUCCACACGCGGACUGCUUCUCAGCCACUUCCCCGGCUGACAAUCCCCCGGCUCGGUCUGUUUUCCCAGCGCAGCCGCGUGCGUCCUCUGAGGAGGAAGCUGGUCGCGGGGCUCGGCACUAUACUAUACUAUACUAGUCGGAGUGGACUAGUUUCCUUGGCGGAGGCGCGGAGUUGUUUUGCUCCAGGACUGGUGUAGGGGGGCUGCUGAAUGGGAACAGUCGCCGGAUUCGAGUGGUAUCAACGCAGGCUGCCGCGACCACCCACCACUGCCCAUCGCCGCUGACUCCAGGGGACGUGUCCGGGGCGCAGAGCAGAACGAGACCACCGCCGCCAGUUCCUCCUGUCGUCCCCCCCUCUCCCCUCUCCUUCCUCAGGAUCCUCGGGACCGACGAACCCUGCAGACAUGGCUCAGAUCCUGCCGAUACGCUUCCAGGAGCAUCUGCAGUUGCAGAACCUGGGCGUGAACCCGGCGAACAUCGGCUUCAGCUAUCUGACCAUGGAGUCGGACAAGUUCAUCUGCAUCCGAGAGAAGGUGGGCGAGCAGAACCAGGUGGUGAUCGUGGACAUGUCCGACCUCACCAACCCAAUCAGGAGACCCAUUUCUGCCGACAGUGCCAUCAUGAACCCGGCCAGCAAGGUCAUCGCCCUGAAAGCUGCCAAGACACUGCAGAUCUUCAACAUCGAGAUGAAGAGCAAGGUGAAGGCUCACACGAUGACGGAGGAGGUCAUGUUCUGGAAGUGGAUAUCAAUAAACACGGUUGCGUUGGUGACGGAUACGGCCGUCUAUCACUGGAGCAUGGAGGGGGAUUCCCAACCAACCAAAGUGUUCGAUCGGCACGCCAGUCUGGCAGGAUGUCAGAUCAUCAACUACAGAACUGACGAGCAACAGAAGUGGCUACUGCUGAUAGGGAUCUCUGCACAGCAAAACCGUGUAGUUGGAGCGAUGCAGCUGUAUUCUGUUGACAGGAAGGUGUCUCAGCCCAUCGAAGGCCACGCUGCUGCCUUCGGGGAGUUCAAAGUGGAGGGAAAUACCAAACUCUCCACCCUUUUCUGUUUUGCUGUGCGCUCCCCUGGUGGGGGAAAGUUGCACAUCAUUGAAGUUGGUCAACCAGCUACAGGAAACCAGCCCUUUGCUAAGAAGGCAGUGGACGUGUUCUUCCCUCCAGAAGCUCAGACAGACUUUCCAGUAGCGAUGCAGAUUGGCAGUAAGCAUGGUGUAAUAUAUUUGAUCACUAAGUACGGUUACAUCCACCUGUAUGACCUGGAGUCUGGAGUGUGUAUCUACAUGAACCGAAUUAGUACAGAGACCAUCUUUGUCACUGCUCCUUAUGAAACCACCUCAGGAAUAAUCGGGGUCAACAAGAAGGGACAGGUCUUGUCGGUCUGCGUCGAGGAGGAAAACAUUGUCAACUAUGCCACGAACGUCCUUCAGAACCCGGAUCUUGCCCUGAGGAUGGCUGUGAGGUCAAACCUCGCUGGGGCUGAGGAGCUGUUUGGCCGGAAGUUCAACACUUUGUUUGCCCAGGGAACUUAUUCAGAGGCUGCAAAGGUUGCUGCAUCAGCACCAAAGGGAAUCUUGAGGACGGCAGAGACCAUCCGUAAGUUUCAGAGUGUCCCGGCCCAGCCAGGUCAGGCCUCUCCACUGUUGCAGUACUUUGGUAUUCUUCUGGACCAGGGCCAGCUGAACAAGUUUGAGUCUCUUGAACUGUGCAGGCCUGUCCUGCAGCAGGGCCGCAAGCAACUGCUGGAGAAAUGGUUGAAGGAGGACAAGCUGGAGUGCUCAGAAGAGCUGGGAGACCUGGUGAAGGCCUCUGACCCCACACUCGCUCUCAGUGUGUACCUCAGAGCUAACAUCCCCAGCAAGGUCAUCCAGUGCUUUGCAGAGACUGGCCAGUUCCAGAAGAUUGUGCUGUAUGCCAAAAAGGUGGGCUACACCCCAGACUGGGUGUUUUUACUGAGAAAUGUGAUGCGUGUCAAUCCAGACCAGGGACUUCAGUUUGCCCAGAUGCUGGUCCAGGAUGAGGAGCCGCUGGCCAACAUCAACCAGAUUGUCGAUGUUUUCAUGGAGGGCAACCUGAUCCAGCAGUGCACCUCCUUCCUAUUGGAUGCGUUAAAGAACAACCGCCCGGCUGAAGGACACCUACAGACACGUCUGCUUGAAAUGAACCUCAUACACGCCCCCCAGGUGGCAGAUGCGAUCCUGGGGAACCAGAUGUUCACCCACUACGACCGUCCCCAUGUCGCUCAGUUGUGUGAGAAGGCAGGUCUGCUGCAGAGGGCCCUUGAACACUACACCGACCUGUAUGAUAUCAAACGAGCUGUGGUGCACACGCAUCUGCUCAACCCUGAGUGGCUGGUGAACUUCUUUGGCUCUUUGUCAGUGGAAGACUCGUUGGAGUGUUUGAGGGCCAUGCUGUCGGCUAACAUCAGGCAGAACCUGCAGUUGUGUGUCCAGGUAGCAUCUAAGUAUCACGAGCAGCUGGGAACUCUGGCAUUAGUGGAGCUCUUUGAAUCCUUCAAGAGUUAUGAAGGUUUGUUUUACUUCCUUGGGUCGAUUGUGAAUUUCAGCCAGGAGCCAGACGUCCACUUUAAGUACAUCCAGGCCGCCUGUAAAACAGGUCAAAUCAAAGAAGUGGAGAGAAUAUGUAGAGAGAGCAACUGCUAUGACCCAGAGAGGGUUAAAAACUUCCUCAAGGAGGCCAAACUAACAGACCAGCUUCCGCUUAUCAUUGUGUGUGAUCGCUUUGACUUCGUCCAUGAUCUCGUGCUUUACCUCUACCGCAACAAUCUACAGAAAUACAUCGAAAUCUAUGUACAGAAGGUGAACCCCAGUCGUUUACCAGUGGUGAUCGGUGGGCUGCUGGAUGUCGACUGUGCUGAGGAUGUCAUUAAGAACCUGAUCAUGGUGGUCAGAGGGCAGUUCUCCACUGAUGAGCUGGUAGAGGAGGUGGAGAAGAGAAACAGGUUAAAGCUUCUGUUGCCCUGGCUGGAGUCCCGUAUCCACGAUGGCUGCGAGGAGCCGGCCACUCACAACGCCCUCGCUAAGAUCUACAUCGACAGCAACAACACACCUGAACGCUUCCUGAAGGAGAAUCCGUUCUACGACAGCGCUGUCGUGGGUAGAUACUGUGAGAAGAGAGACCCCCACCUGGCCUGUGUGGCUUAUGAGAGAGGACAGUGUGACCUGGACCUCAUCAAAGUUUGCAAUGAGAACUCGUUAUUCAAGAGUGAGGCUCGAUAUCUGGUCCGACGGAAAGAUCCCGAGCUGUGGGCGACCGUGUUGGAGGAAGACAACCCCUUCAGAAGACAACUCAUUGAUCAGGUGGUGCAGACAGCGCUGUCAGAGACGCAGGACCCAGAGGAAGUGUCCGUCACCGUCAAGGCUUUCAUGACGGCCGACCUACCCAACGAGCUGAUAGAGCUGCUGGAGAAGAUUGUUCUUGAUAACUCUGUCUUCAGCGAGCACAGAAACCUCCAGAACCUGUUGAUUUUGACAGCCAUCAAGGCCGACCGCACUCGGGUGAUGGAGUACAUCAACAAGCUGGACAACUAUGACGCUCCGGACAUCGCCAAUAUCGCCAUCAGCAACGAGCUCUUUGAGGAAGCAUUUGCCAUUUUCAAGAAGUUUGACGUCAACACCUCAGCCAUUCAGGUCCUGAUAGAGCACAUAGGGAACUUGGAUCGUGCCUAUGAGUUUGCUGAGAAGUGUAACGAGCCUGCGGUGUGGAGCCAGUUAGCCAGAGCUCAGCUGCAGAGAGACCUGGUCAAGGAGGCUAUUGACUCGUAUAUUAAAGCCGUGGACCCGUCAGCGUACAUGGAGGUGGUCAACGCAGCCAGCAAGAACAAUAACUGGGAGGACCUGGUCAAAUUCCUUCAGAUGGCUCGAAAGAAAGCGAGAGAGUCGUACGUGGAGACGGAGCUGAUCUUCGCUUUAGCCAAGACCAACCGUCUGGCCGACAUUGAGGAGUUUGUCAGUGGGCCCAACAAUGCUCACAUACAGCAGGUGGGCGAUAGAUGUUACGAGGAGGGCAUGUACGAUGCAGCCAAGCUCUUGUACAACAACGUGUCCAACUUUGCUCGACUUGCAUCGACACUCGUUCACCUCGGGGAGUAUCAGGCGGCUGUGGACAGCGCGAGGAAAGCCAACAGCACACGGACAUGGAAGGAGGUUUGCUUUGCCUGUGUUGACGGCGAGGAGUUUCGGCUGGCACAGAUCUGCGGCCUCCACAUAGUGAUCCACGCUGACGAGCUGGAGGAUCUGAUCAGCUACUAUCAGGACCGUGGCUACUUCGAGGAGCUCAUCGCUCUGCUGGAGGCCGCGCUGGGACUGGAGCGGGCUCACAUGGGAAUGUUCACCGAGCUCGCCAUCCUCUACUCCAAGUUCAAACCUCAGAAGAUGAGGGAGCACCUGGAGCUGUUCUGGUCCAGAGUCAACAUCCCAAAGGUCCUUCGGGCAGCGGAGCAGUCUCACUUAUGGGCAGAGCUGGUGUUCCUGUACGACAAGUACGAGGAGUUCGACAACGCGGUCCUCACGAUGAUGUCUCAUCCUACAGAUGCGUGGAAAGAAGUGCUGUUCAAAGACAUCGUUGCUAAGGUUGCCAACGUGGAGUUGUACUAUAAAUCUCUGUCCUUCUACCUGGAAUUCAAACCUCUUCUCCUGAACGACCUGCUGAUCAUUCUGUCUCCACGGUUGGACCACAGCCGAGCGGUCAACUUCUUCAGCAAGAUGAACCAGCUGAAGUUGGUGAAGCCUUACCUGAGAUCUGUCCAGAGUCAGAACAACAGGUCUGUCAACGAAGCUCUCAACAACCAGCUGACAGAGGAGGAAGACUAUCAGGGUCUGAGAGCAUCAAUCGACGCCUACGAUGACUUUGACACCAUCAGCCUGGCUCAGAGGUUAGAGAAACACGAGCUGAUUGAGUUCAGACGUAUCGCUGCCUACCUGUACAAGGGCAACAACCGCUGGAGACAGAGUGUGGAGCUCUGCAAGAAGGACAAACUCUACAAGGAUGCAAUGCUGUACGCUGCAGAGUCGAAGGACGCUGAGCUGGCGGAGACGCUGCUGCAGUGGUUCCUGGAGGAGGGCAGGAAGGAGUGCUUCGCCGCCUGCCUCUUCGCCUCCUACGACCUGCUUCACCCCGACGUGGUGCUGGAGGUCGCCUGGAGGAACAACAUCAUGGACUUCGCCAUGCCGUACUUCAUCCAGGUCAUGAGAGAGUACCUCACCAAGGUGGACAAGCUGGAGGAGACAGAAAGCCAAAGGCAAACGGAGGAGGAGGUGACGGAGCCUCAGCCGAUAGUGUUCGGUAGGUUAACAGGUGGAGAUCCCCCUGAAGGACAGACAGCGGUGGCUCCUGAAUAACAGGAGGACACAUUCUGCUGUUGAAAUCCAGAUUUACCAGUGAUGACAACUAUUGUUAAAGAUAUUUUCAUAAAAGAAUGGUUAGUUUAUCCGGAACAAAUUGGGACACUUGUGUCUUUGGAGUCUGGUUAACUCA